Molecule: messenger RNA, 1918 nt
Organism: Cottoperca gobio
Lineage: Eukaryota; Metazoa; Chordata; Actinopteri; Perciformes; Bovichtidae
Gene: immp2l
Product: inner mitochondrial membrane peptidase subunit 2
Exons: 6
Coding region: 97-630 (177 amino acids)
Cellular component (GO): mitochondrial inner membrane peptidase complex; membrane
Molecular function (GO): serine-type endopeptidase activity
Source: RefSeq, a predicted model, not a curated record
GGGGCUCCGAGGUGUCGGCACAGAGAGGACUCUAACAGCGAGCGGAAACCUUGAAGCUGCACAUCCAGCUUCCUCUGAUGACACGCUGGAUCUGUGAUGGCUCAGCAGGCGAAGGCGGGCCGGCGCUACCUGCGGGCGUUCGUUAGCGGCUUUUUCGUCGCCGUUCCCGUCACAGUCACCGUCCUCGACCGCUUCGCCUACGUGGCGCGAGUGGAGGGAGCGUCGAUGCAGCCCUUCCUGAACCCAGAGGGGGGGUCUGACUGUGACGUCGUUCUGCUGAACCGCUGGAGUGUGAGGAACUACGAAGUCCAACGAGGCGACAUCGUCUCCGUCAUGUCCCCCAAGAAUCCCCAGCAGAAGAUCAUCAAGCGGGUCAUUGGCCUGGAGGGAGACUUCAUCAGGACUCUGGGCUACAAGAACCGGUACGUUCGAGUUCCUGACGGACACUUCUGGCUGGAGGGGGAUCAUCACGGACACAGUCUGGAUAGCAACAGCUUCGGACCGGUGUCGGUGGGGCUGCUUCACGGUCGGGCCUCGCACAUCAUCUGGCCUCCAGAUCGUUGGCAGAAAAUCAAACCGUCUCUUCCUCCAAACCGAGGGCCGCUGGACACUGAGGAAGAGGAGGGAUGAAGAGGGAUGAAGACACACAGACACACAGUUUUUAUUACUAUGGUAAUGUCGACUAAACUGAAACUGUGUGCGAAGACUUUAAAAACACGUAAUGAGUUAUUGUUUUCUAAAAUGUUAAACAGCAGCUGCGAUGGACUGAGUUAUACAAACUCCUCUGACUCUGCAGCUGAUGUGGACCAGCAGCACCUCUGGGGGUGAAGUUUCACGACGUUUAACUGUCCAGUGAAAAUAUAAAACAACAUACACAGACUAAAUUGAAUAACAUUUUCCCGCAUUUUGUAAUAAAUGAGUACAUAUUGCAGUGGGUAUUACAAAGUGCAGGAGUUGUAUAAUGUAAUAAAACAUGCGUAAUAGCGUCUUCAUCUGUGCAUGUUAUAUUUUUAGGAAGGAACACGGAGUCUGUUCAAAGUUUGAGACCGUAUCGUUCAUGCAUGUUUGGUUUGUUAUUACAUCAUGCCUGUAAUAUUACCUGUUCAUGAAAAAGCAUUACAUAAAGAAAUGAAAAACAAAAUAUUAUCAUUUAUAAAUCAUUUAUUUCAGAAUGUAGUCGAUAUGUCCUUCAGGCGGUUUAUCACAACACGUGUGUGUCAUUGCACAGUGAAGUGAGAUGUAUUUAGAGGAGUUAUUACGUAGCAGUAUCACAUAUAAAGAUGUUGUUGGAGCCUCUUUCAUGUCUUUCCUCCAUGUUCGUGACCUUUCAAGUGCACUUGAGGAUAACUGCGUGAAUUCAAUUAUUUUCCAGUGCGAUGGGAGAAAACAAUGUGUGUAUCAUCUAACAAUGUAUUUCCACUGCGUUAGUUUCCACUCUCUGAGCAGAGAGCUGCCGAUGUUCACAUCCCAUGAAUAUUCCCUUUAUUAAACGAGAGGAGAAACGAGCCUCCACAUCAACCAGGUUAUCUGGAGUCUUAGAGAGGAACCACACAAGACAUAACAGCCAGCUGACUCAUGCCCGGCUCUCAAACAGACCUCCGUCUUCUAAGAGGCGCAUCGCUCAUUUGCAUAAAUCUAAUUGAGGGAGCACUUGUGGUAAAUUCAGCCGAAUGGAGCUCUCAGUUGUAGCUGUUGAUUCUGCCGCUAACAGCUGUGUCACGGCAUAAUGGGAUCCUGGAGGCACAAGUGGGGCUAAAUGCAGGUGUACUCAACCCUCCUGCUGAGGAGGCAGCGUGCUCACAUCUGCAUAAUGAAUUCACUCAAAUGUGAUGUGCAUUUCCGUGCCAAUUGAAUCUGACAUUUAAGGUUUAUGGUUUACAUUUGAGGUUAAUAAAGUGCAGCCUGCAGAGCAGAAUGA